CCCCCAAAAAGCAAAAAGACUGUCCAGAAACCCCAAAUUGCAAUGAAAACUGACUCAUAUGGCAAGACAUUAUAUCCUCCAUAGACCCAACUCGCAAAAACUUUAUUCCAUUUGCUAUACAAUUUGUUAUUCAUUUUUUACUCUUCUUUAUAUAUUUCCAUUUUUCCAUAUAGUGUACUUUUUUUAUUUUGAUGUCACACUUUCCUUCGACUCUGCGUGCCAUCAGUGUGGAUUGAUUUGAAUCUAACAACGAUUACAAGCCAACAAAAUAACAAUGUUAAUAUUAAUAUUUCAUAUAGCCAUUAGACAGGAUGCACUUGUACAAUCUUCUAAUAUAAUAUAUUAUUCAGCACUUCUGAAAACUGUGAUUUUUACCCACUGCAUGUUUUUACAGCCGCCCCUCACUUUUGGAUUAACACCAUAUGUUUAUAGGUUUGCAGUGGCAUGCAUGGGUUGCUUUGAUCCGAGCUGAUAUUAGCAUGAGUGUUCUCACCGAGUAAUUAUCAUGUGAUUCACAGGUUAUUUUUAGGCAUGGUGUUAUUGUGUUAGAAGUUUAAGCAGGGGUGCUUUUUUUGAUUUUCGUAGGAGUUUAUGUUCUUAUUUUGUAAUAUUGUUGGUGCAACAUGCCAACGACUGGCGGUUAUUGCAGUUUUAGGGUUAAGGUCUUAAGAAUCUCAAUCUCAAAAUUUCAUUACAUUUGUUUCUCUGCCAUUUGAUUUCACACUGUCUGAUGUGUUGCUCAUUACCUGAUACAACACAGAAAGCACAUGCGAAACACAAAGAACUCAAACAUGAUGAGACAAAAUGACACAAACGGACAUUUAUCUGCAUCUUAUUACUCCUCCAAAGCCUUCGCCACUGCACCAGAGCUCUAACUUCACCCCUCCAUUAUUUCCCCUCAAUCCUUACCCCUCUAGGCUUCAAACUGCUGAUGAAUCACAGGGCCUGUCCUCCUAUGUCCCCCUGUCUUCCCCCCAGCCACCUCUCACCACGCACAAAAACAGCAUCAGCACACAAAAACAAGACUCGGGCAAAGUCAAACCUUCAGAUCCUCAAACUUCUAAUACGGGCCAGUCAUCUGGCACCAACAGUGCAGUUAUGACGCCCAAACUGGCUCGUGCAGGACCCAAGAUCUUUGACAAGGUCCUUGCCUUUGAGGAGCGAAGGGCGAGUGUGGAUCUGCCACGAGGGGCAGCUUCCUUUGACUCAGAUGAGAGUGGAAAGAAGACAGGAGGCCCGAGCAAAGAGGAGAGUCGAAUACUGCAGGGCGCAGCCCAGAAGAGAGCGGUAUUCAAGCAGAGGGCCUCUUCAUUAGAGGAGAAGACAAACUACUCCCAGAGGAUCCAGAAUUACCAGAGCAAGUUCACAGAAGAGCUCCAGCGGAUCAAGAAGCUUGUGGGGAAACCAAGCUUGAAGAAGGCAUAUUCCACUGAGCAGCUGUCACAGAAAGACAGGCUGCACACAGGGAAACUAGAACCCAUUCCUGCCCAAGUGGUUAAAAAGUUAGAGGCGAGGGAGCGAGCCCUGGAGGAAGGAAAAGUUGGGGAGAGGGAGGGGGGCAGCAUAUGGAAGAAUUCUCCGCAGGCCCAAGGCAAAGACCCGGGGAAUCAGAGCAGCAGCCCCGAAAAGGAAAAGAUGACACAGUCAGAUUUGCAUGGGAAACCAGUAGAAGGAAGGAAAAUCUCUGUUACCACGGCAACGCCACCAGUUCACCAGUUACCAGGACAACCAUUGCCAAUAGCUACAAAGACGAGCCUAAUCAGAGUUGAUUCAAAGAGAGACACCAACAUGGACAACAAGGCGGACCACCGAUCACCAGGCCCAACAGGGAAGAGAGCAUCCCCAGUAACUGUAAGGGAACCAGGACCCCAGUACCCACCUAAGCCUCCUCGGCUCACCCCAUCACCCACUCCUUCCAUCAGCCCGCUCCUAAAACGAAGGAAGGCGGAGGUGGGGCGGACAUCUCCGGCCAUGAAAGUGAACAUCCCCACCAUCCUGGUGGAGGAUGAACCCAUGGAGACAGAAAGUGUUCCACACAGGAGCAACGAGGGGAGCAAGAGGGAGGGCAGAGUACACAAGAGCAAAAAAGGCCGUUCUGCUCAACGGAAGUCUGCAGACGAAGGCGGUUCUUCCGAUGACUCUUACCUGUCUGCCGAUGAUGAGCCAGCUGAGGCCCCGAGGUUUGAGAAGCCUCUUGAGGACACCACCGCACCCAGCGCCUCUGAGGUCACACUGCAAUGCAUCAUCACUGGCAGCCCAACCCCUACUGUGACAUGGAGGAAGAAUAAUGUGGAGAUCCGGUGUGACGCGUUCCAUGUGGUUAAAGCUGAGGGCGAGAAGCACAGUCUGGUGAUAAAGGAGAUGAGGCUGAGCAAUGCGGGGUCAUAUUGCGUCACGGCUGUCAACGCGGCGGGCAGAGCGUCAUGCAGCGCGACGCUCUACAUCCAGUCAGAGCCAACCCACACGCAAUGUGGGAAAUCUGCUGUAUCUCUGGAAAUCAGCAGUCCAAUCCAGUCAGAUGAGGAGUACCUGAGUCCUCAGGAGGAGGUGAUGGAGGUCGGAGGCUCACUUCCUCACCAUUUAAAAGAGCCUCCCUCAUUUCAGGUGGCACCAUGUGACCAGGCGGUAACCGAGGGUCAAGAUGUUGUCAUGUCAGUGAAAGCCAGAGGCCAGCCCAAACCCAUGGUUUACUGGCUGAAGGACAGAGUCUCGGUGAAGACAGCGGGGCGCUUCACUGUGCGAGAGAUGGAAGAUGGCACCAGUGAAAUGAGGAUCGGCUCGGCUCAGAGGUCAGAUGCAGGGCUGUAUGCUUGCAGGAUCAUCAACGAGUAUGGAAGCAAACAGGCAGAGUGCAGACUGGAGGUCAGAGCACAAACAGCGUUGACGAUCACCAGGGAGGUAAAAGACGCAGCAGUGAGGGCUGGAGAAUCAGCCGUGUUUGAGUGUCACAUCACGGGACCUCCAGACGUGGAUGUGGACUGGCUGUCCAGGGGGAAGCUGAUCCAGCCUGCACUGCUCAACUGUAAGAUGCACUUUGACGGAAAGAGGUGCCGUCUCAUGCUAAAUUCAGUACAUGAAGACGACAGUGAGAUAUAUACUUGCAAGCUGAGCACUGCCAAAGAGGAGCUGACCUCGAGUGCGAAACUGAUCGUCACGCCGUCCAAGGAGCCUCUGUUCACACGAAAGUUGGACAUCCUGGAGGUCAUCGAAGGACGUACGGCACGGUUUGACUGUAAGGUGAGCGGAUCGCCUGCUCCAAGAGUCACAUGGAUGCAUUUUGAGUCACGAGUUGAGGAGAGUGAUAACAUUCGCAUCCUUCAAGAGGGGGGUCGUCACUCGCUUGUCAUCACCCACGUUGGCAGUGACACAGAAGGAUUUUACACAGCAGUUGCUCAAAACAUUCACGGAAAGUCUGAAUGCACUGCUGAGCUGUACGUGCAAGAACCCCGAGCUGCCAUCUCCUCUCACAUGUCCAAGUUGGAGAAGAUGCCGUCCAUCCCAGAGGAACCUGAAGUGUUCGACAACGAGGUGGAGAAGAGGACCAUGCCGGACUUUGUCCAGCCUCUGGCUGAUGUGGAAGUGAUUGAAGGGAAGGAGGCGGUGCUGAAAUGCAAGGUGGCGGGCCUGCCAUACCCAACUAUUGCCUGGUAUCACAACAGCAGGCGCAUUGAGAACAGCGAGGAGCGCAAAAUGACUCAGUACAGGGAUGUCCACAGUCUGAUCAUUCGGAGCGCUUGUCAUGCUCACGGAGGUGUUUACAAGGCUGUCAUCUCCAACAAAGUGGGCAAAGCAGCCUGCUAUGCUCAUCUGUAUGUUACAGAUAUUGUUCCUGAUCCUCCUGAUGGGCCGCCGGUGAUUGAGGCCAUUACAGGAAAAACUAUAACCCUCAGCUGGAAGACACCAAAGAGACUCGACCCUUCACUUGAUGCCAGCUCCUUGGUGUAUGUGGUCCAGCAGCAGCCUCUGGGCUCCAUCCAGUGGUCUGUUGUGGCGUCAAACCUGAGGGAGACAAACUACACCGUCACCUCGCUGUCAAAGGGAGUCCGCUAUGCUUUCAGAGUCCUAGCAUCCACUGGGAAGACACUUAGCAAGCCAUCGCCUGCCACUGAUCUAGUCCAGCUGCUGGACAGAGGACCGUACUUGAGGAAAGCACCGGUAAUUUUGGACAAACCAGAAGUUGUGUACGUGGUUGAGAACCAGCCUGCCAACAUCACCAUCACGCUGAACCAUGUGCAUGUAGCUGUCACCUGGAAAAAGAGGGGCGUGGCGCUGGUCAGCAAGCCGGGGAUGUGCGAGAUGAGCAUGCCGGACGAUGAUCAACACACCCUGAAGCUGCAGAGGGUCAGGAGCGCAGAUAUCGGUCAGCUGGUGGUCACGGCCAGCAACCAGUUUGGCAGCGACCUGUGCACACUUCAGCUGGCCAUGGCAGUGCCUCCCAAAUUUGAGACCAUAAUGGAGGACGUAGAUGUGCAUGUCGGGGAAACAUGUCAUCUGGCUGUUGUGGUCGAAGGAAAGCCAGAUCCGGAUAUCCUGUGGUUUAAGGAUGAUGCGCUCCUCUCGGAGAGCAGCCACUUCACAUUUGUUUAUGACGACCCAGAGUAUUCCCUUGUCAUCCUCAACGCUCAGCCCGAUCACUCCGGCGUGUACACCUGCACUGCCAAGAACCUGGCCGGGUCCAACUCCUGCAAGGCCGAGCUCACAGUUCAUACAGAGCGAAAAGAAGCAGAAGAGCCAAUGGAGGAUGAGGGAACCAUUCUGAGGAAGAUGAGGCGUUUGACAGAUUACUAUGACAUCCACAAAGAGAUAGGGAGGGGGGCCUACUCCUAUGUGAAGAGAGUAACUCGCAAGAACGGAAAGACCGAGUCUGCUGCCAAAUUCAUUUCUGCUCGCGGAAAGAGGAAAGCCUUGGCUCUCAGAGAGAUGGAGCUUCUGUCUGAGCUGGAUAACGAGAGGAUUCUCUACUUCCAUGACGCCUUUGAGAAGAAGAACGUGGUGGUGCUUAUCACAGAUUUAUGUCACGAGGAGUUGCUGGAAAGAAUGGCCAAGAAAACAACAGUCAUGGAACUGCAGAUCCGCAGCAGUGUUCAGCAGGUUUUGGAGGGUCUUCGCUAUCUCAACCAAAAAAAUAUAGCUCACCUCGACAUAAAGCCAGAAAAUAUUUUGAUGGCAAGUCCAGGGAGUGAUCAGAUCCGCAUUUGCGACUUCGGGAAUGCCAUUAAAUUGGAGACUUCAGAGGAGCACUACUGCAAAUACGGCACGCCAGAAUAUGUCGCUCCAGAGAUUGUUAACCAAACUCCAGUUUCCACAGCAACAGACAUAUGGCCUGUUGGUGUCAUCACUUACCUCUGCCUGACUGGCGUGUCACCUUUUGCGGGCGAGAACGACAAAGCCACUGCUUUAAACAUCAGGAACUACAAUGUGGCGUUUGAGGAGAGCAUGUUUUCUGACCUCUGCAAAGAAGCAAAAGGAUUUGUCAUCAAGCUUUUGGUGGUGGACAGACUGAGGCCAAAUGCCAUCGAGUGCCUUCGUCAUCCUUGGUUCAAGUCACCAACAAACAAAAGCAUCAGCACAGCUAUGCUAAAACAAGUUUUGGCUCGAAGGCGAUGGCAGCGUUCCCUCAUCAGCUAUAAAUCCAAAAUGGUGAUGCGGUCCAUCCCUGAGCUCCUAGAUGACUCAAGCAGCCAUGUCUCCAUUGCUGUGGCCCGACAUUUAAAAGAAGGCUCCCCGCCACCCUCCUCUUCGUCUGAUUCAGAUGCAGAUGUGGAUGAGCUUCCCUUUAUUCCUAUGCCACUGUCCAUGGUUUUCUCAGGUUCCAGGGUCUCCCUCAAUGAGAUCCCGGGGGAUGAAGAUGUCACGGGACGGCAUGGUUUCGUUGCAGAUGGGACAAGGAAAAAGGAAAGCAUAGGUGCAAAUAAUAGAGGAGGGGCUACUAAAUGCAUAAAAGAUGAAGACAUAACCCCAAAUGAGGAGCAAACAGAAAAUAUAAAACGAGCUCCCUUGAAAAAAGGAUCAAGUGUGGAGUCAGACGAAUCCCAGACAAAAGCCAGGCGGUCUACAAUGAGGAGGGGGAGUUCUGCCGAUUCAGCGCUGCUUCUCCACAUUGACCCAGAAGAAGAAAGUGCAGAAAAGGAAUCAGAAGAAAGAAACAAGAGUUUGAAAAAGGCUGUUUCCAUGGAACUACCCAAUCGCAGUCCAAGCCCUGGGGCUACAAAGUUAAGCCAGGAAGAUUACGCCCUAAAACUAGAACUGAUGAGACAACGGCUGCUCAGGGGAGGAAAUGUGGACAAAAAUAUGAGUGGCCUUCGAGGACCCCUUUUUGAAACACUCGGCAUCGAAGAUGAGAGGCAAACAGGAUCCCUUGAUCGGAAUUUGAGGAGAUCACGAACUGGGCCGUCAACACUCGUCAGAGCAGCUUCCUCUGAGAGUCCAGGAGAAGACACGCCAAAGACCAAAGUUUUUCGCAAAAGUACCUCUUUCACUCAGGGGGAUUCUGAGCCCAUGCCCCUGCACCGAAGGUUUGGAGCCCCCUUAGAGAUACCAUCUGUGGGUAGUUCUAGCAUAGUAGGGAAGAAGCUCCAGGAGGCAACCUCGAUGUCUGCACUAACAGAAGAUACAAAAGCGGAGUCUGCCUCAACCACAGCACAGGGAAGACCAGACCAACAGGAAAAACAUAUGAGCGGACUUGGUGAGGAAGAAGGGAUGAAAGCAAAAAGGACCAAGUCCCAAAUAGAAGGGGCAGACAAAGCAGAAUGUGAUUAUGCAUCUCCUUCUGUUAUUACUCCUAUAAUAAUAAUAGAGGAGGAGGAUGAUGAAGAGGAGAGGAAAGAAAACCAGGCAUUACAUAUUAGCAAGCAGAAAGUGAAAGACAAGGAAAUGUCACAGAGUAGUGAAGAAGCAUCAUCUGCAGGGCAGUCUCAAACAUCUGACAAACCCCAAUCCAAGGAUCCUUCUACUAUAGCCAAAACAAAGUCUGCAGAUGCAUCUUCAUCACCGGAACAUCCAGCAGUAUUUGCCAAAGUAGCAACACCUGAGCGAUCUCCAGGUUCUGACUCUUCUUCAUCAAACCCAGACCUUCCUUCCAUCCCUCGCCAGCUUAUUCUCAGAACAGACAUCAAAGACAUUGACUCAGAGGAGCUCUUUGAAGCGAGGUUUAAAAAGCGAGAAUCGUCUUUGACCCGCGGCCUCAAAAAACUCACCAGAAACAAAUCGGAGGAGAAAUCGCCUGUAUUAAGUAGAAAAGCAAAUGAGGGGGCUGAAGAGAUUUAUAGGCCUGCACCAAGAGGGGCGCCUCUAGAAAUGGUAUCGUCAGGACUAAAGGAGAAAUCGAAAUCUGUUCAAGAUUUAAGAAGAGAUGACCAAGAAACAGGCCUUGGUUUAAUUGGAAGGUUUUCCUUGCGGGCCAAGAGGUCACCAUCCACUGAGAAGAAGGUUCAGAAAUCACAAGAAGAUAAGCAAUCCAAUGUGCAGGAAACGGCUAAAAACAAGAGAGUGUCUUGGGCUGUUGGUCGCAGUAAGUCUUUGGAUACAAAGGAACUGAAUGGUGGAGGGACACAGAAGAAUGUGGAUGACAGGGAGCGAGGAAAAGCUGAGGAGUCGUCUGUAUCUGCCAUGAGGCGUAAGUUUGAGUCCAAAGUGGCAGGAAUCUCUGCCAAACUAAGGACUCAGUCAGAGGAAAGGAACAAUAAAGACACAGAGAAGGAGCUGGCUCAAAGGGAUUUAAACAAGGUCACAGACUCUCCUGUCCUGGCAAUGAAACAGAGGUUUGAGAACAAAGUGGCAGGAAUAUCCGCAAAAAUACGCAGUCAGUCUGAAGAGAGAAAAGGAGAUUCAGAGGGAAAGCGCACACCCCUGUUUACCCGCCACCGUCACUCUCAGUCUGAGGGCCGCGGACUCAAAGGAAUGGGCAUCCCUGAGAAUCAGCUAGCAAAACAAACUGGCACCUCAGGGUCUAAGGAAUCAGUUGAAUCCACUUCUAGCAUCCAUUCUGAGAGCGAGAGAAGGUCACGGUGGGACAGGUGGGGUUUGACAAGGGGCAAGAAAGACAAAACGCCUUCCCAAUCUGAUUUGCCCUCAAGCAUCCCCAAAGAAGAGGCAAAAAGCCAACAGUUUGUUCGCUCUGCUUCAGAUUUUGCUCCAGUGUUUCACAUCAAAUUGAAAGACCACGUCCUGCUGGAGGGGGAACCUGUCACUCUUAGCUGCCUUCCAGCUGGUAGCCCACAACCACAAAUUACAUGGAUGAAAGAUCGGAAACCACUGGAGGUGGAUGACAGAGUCAACCUAAUCUCCCACCCAGAUGGAAGACAGCUUCUAAUGAUCAGAAAGUCCACCUAUAAGGACGCCGGGGUUUACGAAUGUGUAGCUUCCAACCCCAUAGCCACUAUUACUACCUCCUGUACUCUUUCCAUAGCUUGUGUCCCCAAACGACCAGGGACCCCUGAAGUUCCUCAGACUUAUAACAACACAGCCCUGGUGCUUUGGAAGCCAUCUGAGACAAAAUCUCCAUGCAGCUACAUUCUGGAAAGAAAAACAGAGGGUGAUUCGAACUGGUUAACUGUAGCCACUGGAAUUGCCGACUGCUACUACAAUGUCACAGACCUGCCACCAGGUGGCACCUUCAAGUUCCGCGUGGCCUGUGUGAACAAGGCCGGACAGGGGCCGUAUAGCAACUGUUCUAGCCCAGUUAGCUUGGCGCCCACAGUUGGAGGAGCUUCACCUACCGUUGCUGUUGUAAAGACAGCCCCAACCCCACCUACGCCUGUGAUUACCUCCUCGGUGACAUUCCCUUCGCACAAACCAGUCCAAAAUAGCGUUCCCCGAUCAACGGUCUCCACCUCCACUUCCUCUACUCCAAAACAUGAAGCCCUCACUGAUGCAUCCUCUCUUGAACCUGCUUCUCCAUCAUCUAAAAUUGUGGUGACGCCUACCCCUCUAACCUCCUUGCCUUCCGGCCCUUCAACAAACCUUUCGUUGCCAUCUGCAGGUGCAACAGUGGAUGACACACAAAAAAUAAGCCCCACUCUCCCUUCAUCAACCACCUCCAAAGCAACCUCUCCCUUUGUCCUCCCCAAACCUCAGAGUCCAGUAAAUGUGGUGACUCCUAUGACACAGACUGCAGCUGUAUUACCCCCACCUUCUCUCGUAACCCCGCCUUCAACCCCCACAAAACCAGCCGUGGCCUCAGUACCCACAUAUGUCCCCACAAUCACUGCUUCAGCUCGUGUGGCCCCGACUCCGGUGUCCUUUACCCCACAAGUACUACAGACCUCCAGCUUGAGUCCCAUUGGUGAUGGAGCCAGUACCCCCGUCAGAGGCACCCCAUCGGGACGCGCUACACCCUCUACUGCUCUACGACAGGGAGUUCCACAGAAACCGUACACUUUCCUAGAUGAGAAAGCGAGGGGUCGGUUUGGAGUCGUCCGAGAGUGCAGAGAGAAUGCGACGGGUAAAAUCUACAUGGCAAAGAUCAUUCCCUACAUUCAAGAGAACAAGCAGGAGAUCCUGAAGGAGUACGAAAUCCUGAAAUCUCUUCACAAUGAAAAAGUCAUGGGUCUCCACGAAGCCUACAUCACACCACGCUACCUGGUGCUGGUGGCAGAGUACUGCACUGGCAAAGAGCUGCUAUACAGCCUAAUAGACAGGUUUCGUUACUCUGAAGACGAUGUGGUGGGAUACCUGGUCCAGAUUCUCCAGGGGGUCGAGUACCUCCACAACCGUCGCAUCCUCCAUCUGGACCUCAAGCCUGACAACAUCAUGGUGACCAACCUCAACGCCAUCAAGAUUGUGGACUUUGGGAGCGCGCAGACCUUCAACCCCCUCAGCCUCAAGCAGCAGGAAUCAGGACCAGGAACGCUGGAGUACAUGGCUCCUGAGAUGGUGAAAGGCGAAGUGGUUGGUCCUCCUGCAGAUAUUUGGACUGUUGGCAUUGUCACCUACAUUAUGCUUAGUGGUCACCUCCCCUUUGAAGAUAAGGACCCUCAACAUGUUGAAUCCAAAAUCCUGAUGGCCAGGUUUGACCCAACGAAACUGUACCCAAAUGUGUCUCAAAGUGCCUCUGCAUUUCUCAAGAAGAUGUUGAGCAGUUACCCAUGGGCCCGCCCGACUACAAAAGAUUGCUUCACGCAUGCCUGGCUGCAGGACUCCUACCUGAUGAAGCUCAGGAGACAGACUCUCACCUUCGCCUCCAGCCGACUUAAAGAGUUCCUGGUGGAACAACAAAGCCGUCGCACAGAGGAAGCCACCAAGCACAAAGUGCUGUUGCGGACCUACCAGAGCUCCCCUCAGUCCCCGGCAUCUGGGACUUCUCUGCAUGUUCCCAGCCCAAAGUGAGGUGACAGUAAAGAAGCCACACUGAAAUAAAAAAUCGGAGCUUGUUGCAUCUUAAUACGUCCUCCGUGAACCACCGCUGUAACAGAGGCAGACAGCCUCGAUUCAACAACAGCGGGAUUCUUACGUCAAAGAAAAUCCCAGUGAAGGAGAAGCCGACCGCUGUGAUGUGAAUCCACGACGUGCAAACUGCUAAUUCACAGGAAGGACACGGGAUUUCUUUUCUUUGAUUGCACAGUUUCUCAGUCACAUUGUGGUUUCCGAAAUUGCACAUUAAUAUUCAGUUUAGCCUCGGUCUCCACUCUGCACGAUCAGCCUGGAACAUGUGUACCAUGAAUACUUUUACCUUGUUUAUGCCACUAAGUUUAGUAGUAGUAAACAACUCAUGUGAAUGUACCAUGAUUUAAGCUGCUAUCUUAUGUAUUUUUUGCAUUUAGCCACACAUUUUAAAACCCAACCAAAAAGAUGUUUUGGGUUUGGUUUUCUUUUUUUUCUUUUUUCUUUUUUUGUCAUUUGGAAAUUGUUUACUUUUUUCCAUGUUAAUUUAUUUGCAUGUGCGUAUGUGUGAGUGUUCGCGCGCCUGUGUGAGCGUGUGCAUGACCAUUUUUGACUCACUUUUUUUGAAACUAGCAUCAUGGCGACAAAAAAAAGGAAAAAAGAAAAACUAAAAAUAAGGGGUGUCUUUGUGGUUUGUGUCAUACAGUAAACAUGAAUUGAUUUAGGGUGAGUUAGGAAUAUCUAGUAAAAUUUCUUGUUCUGUGGUUAAAACUUAACUUUUAACUGUAAUACAGCGACGAAAAAAGGUCCUUAAUGUAGAUAACAUUUUAUUCUGAGAAGUCACACACUGGUAAAUUACUGUGGUUUCAGUAUUACCCAACGGCUGAUCAGGUUACCUCAUUCCUAAUCAGCCUGUCACCAGUGCCUAAAUCAGGUUGACAUCCAAAAUGUUUAACUUGUAUAUGUGUCUCCACUGGUUCUAAUCCACAUUUGAUCAAAGUAAUUAUUUGAUCACAAUAUCUGGACUUUAUAGCCAAAUGCACAUGCAUAGAGAUUCUUUCAUGCAGAGGUUUAUACAUGCAUACAUACACACAGUACAUGCCGUCCUUGUAAUAAAAGACCGUCUUGUGUAUUGCUCUAUCACAGUGUUCCUUUUUUGUAUGAAUUUGGAUGGUUGAAGAUUUGUAAAUGUACCAAUUUGCGGUGUUUAUAUGUGGAAAAAGUUGAAAAUGUUUUUAUGAGAUGGUAUGUAAUAAACUAUUGAUACAAUUGGGAAUAUUAACUUUUUUCUUGUAUGUGUAGGAUGCUGUUUUAGGUUCACACUUACACUUUGUUUGGUUUUUUUUGCUUUUUUUUUUUUUAUUUAAAACUAUGCAAACGAUUCACUUCUUGUUGAUGAUCCCCUGGGGAGUGCAGUUGAGCACAACAAAUAUGACUGAAGCCAUGAGUUCAUACUUUUAAGUGUUCAUUUCCUUAACUUGUUUUCCUGCAAUUGAAAGAACAAUGCCAGUUUUACAUGGGUGGCAAGAAAAAAGAAAGUCUUAGUGGCUAUUUUAUUGUGCAUCAUUGGAAAAAAAGACAACAUAUGCAUUCCUAAAAUGAUUUUUUUUUAAUGCUAACAGAAAAGUAUCACUCUGCAGAGCUACGUAGUUUUUAUGUUAUUUUUUAAAUACAAUAUUAGGGAUAUUUCAGUGCAAGAUUAAAAAUGCACAAAAUAUGUAUUGAAAUACAAACAUAACACUUUAAACUAAUUUAAGUUUAAAGUGUUUAUGUGGGUCUUGAAAUACAAUGGGUUUUGACAUCCCUUGCCCAAGUAUGUGUUUUAAAGGUAGAGUGUGUAAAAUCUCACCACUAGAUGUCAGUAGACUGCAGUUUGAAGUCAACUGAAUUCUGUUAUCUUUCCACUACCAAUUCACAUACAUAAUCCAAGCUGUGGUGGUCACUGUAGGACAAAAGUGUUUUAGUCAGCCGAGAGAGAUCAGACAACGUUAAAUCCAGACGGUACCCCAGAACAGCCAUGGGUGGCUGGUGUGUUUCUACUGUUUGUGUAAAAAAAAAUAAAAUUCUGUACACACUAUAUUUUAACAUAUUUGAACGACAUCAACAUUUAGUAAAAAAGAUAAUAAA
Messenger RNA from Pelmatolapia mariae (spotted tilapia), 12447 nucleotides. Its product is annotated as striated muscle preferentially expressed protein kinase-like. The transcript has 38 exons. The record is from RefSeq and is a predicted model, not a curated record. The coding region runs from base 805 to 10326 and encodes 3173 amino acids. Gene Ontology annotation, molecular function: ATP binding; protein binding; protein kinase activity. Gene Ontology annotation, biological process: protein phosphorylation. Lineage: Eukaryota; Metazoa; Chordata; Actinopteri; Cichliformes; Cichlidae.